Molecule: messenger RNA, 634 nt
Organism: Anopheles aquasalis
Lineage: Eukaryota; Metazoa; Arthropoda; Insecta; Diptera; Culicidae
Product: lysozyme 2-like
Molecular function (GO): lysozyme activity
Source: RefSeq, a predicted model, not a curated record
AUGCUGUUGAACAUAGACAGUUUUAGAUCGAGCACGUCGCACAUCGGCCCAAUCAGUUUCCUGAUGAUCCCAAUUUUGUUGCUGGCAUUGCCCUUGGCAAUAAGUGGGGUUUUCCUAUCAAACCUCAACAGCUCCUGUUUCCGUUGCAUUUGCGAAGCAUCCACUGGAUGCACUGGACAAGUUACAGAGUGCAGACACACGUACUGCGGCCCAUUUUCUAUUUCGCGUGCCUACUGGAUGGAUGCUGGUCAGGUUGUGCUGCCGCAUGACACGCCAACGCGCAGGGGUGCAUUCGAAGACUGCGCAAAUAACUACAACUGUGCAACUGGUAUAAUCAAUCUGUACAUGGAGAAGUACGGCACGGACUGUAACAAUGAUGGAGUAGUCGAUUGCGUCGACUACACGAUGUUGCAUAUCAACGGUGGUCCAUUGUGUCACCAGCCGUUGCGCGGAUCCUUUGCUAACAGCUUCACGAAGUGUAUGCGCCACGCGAUCCAUAAAUUAUAAUGUCGACCAUUAACUGCGAUUUAUUUUCUGCAUUUUAAAUUCCCCAUGGUUUAACAGGAUCGUAUAAUUUCGGAUACGUAGAGAGUUUUUUAAAUAAAGAAAUCUCCUCUAAGCAUUUAUUCGAAAA